Penicillium riverlandense is the source of this 1536-nucleotide messenger RNA. RefSeq names its product RUS1 family protein. NCBI's taxonomy places the organism in Eukaryota, Fungi, Ascomycota, Eurotiomycetes, Eurotiales, Aspergillaceae. The transcript is spliced from 6 exons. Bases 1 to 1536 code for a protein of 511 amino acids. The record is from RefSeq and is a predicted model, not a curated record.
AUGGAUCCGUCCGCGGGCAACCGGUUGACCCUCCGGGAGACUGACGAGGCUGAUUCUGUUACCACUACUUUCAUUUAUUCGGAGCAGGAUAAUGUGGCGUCGAAGCAGCCCACGGGUCGGGUGGAUGUCAUGGAUUCAUCCACCGCGGCCACCACUUCAAGGCUCGACCAGCCACUGAUCAAAUCGCUCAGCGAUGUCUUUCUUCCAUCCGGGUAUCCGCAUAGUGUGAGCGAAGACUACCUCCCCUCCAUCGCCGGCCUCUUAUCCUCCAGAGCCGUGCUACAAGGAGUCGGAGUCGGCAAUGCAGACGCCUCACCCACCUCUGCACUCCUCCUGCACAUUCUCCAAGACUCCUCCGGCCGGAUAGCAACAAUCUUAUUCGCGCACCGGGUGGGCACAGCCCUGGAACCAGAAUGCAAGACGUACCGACUAGCAGCCGAUGUGUUCAAUGACAUCGCCAUGAUUCUAGACUGUCUAUCGCCCGGUGUCCCCGCCGGAUACAUGCGUGUGACUGUUCUCAGCACAGCGGGCGUGUUGAGAGCGCUGUGUGGUGUUGCGGGUGGGAGUUCGAAGGCGAGUCUCAGUGCGCAUUUCGCCAGGUGGGGGAAUUUGGCGGAGCUUAAUGCCAAAGAUUCGUCGCAAGAGACGGUUAUUUCGCUGGUUGGGAUGCUGGUUGGUUCUCUAGUCGUCUCCCAUGUUACCAGACUGGGAACUACAUGGGCAGCACUCCUCUUUCUUCUCGGGGUGCAUCUGAGCAUGAACUACGCAGCCGUGCGAGCCGUGCAGAUGACCAGCCUGAACAGACAACGAGCCAACAUCGUCUUCUCAACGCUCCUCAGCUCAGACCCAGAUCUGAACAUCGAAGCACUCCGCUCUGGGUCCGGCUCUACAACUCAAGAAAAGAGAAAACGUGUCUCGAGGUCAUCAUCAUCGAAAACCACCCCCGAAAAAUGGAAACUCCUCACGCCCGCCGAAGUAGCAGAGCAAGAACGCAUCUUCCCCAGAGAUGGAGCCCUCGAAUGGAUCUCCUACCAGCCAGAACAACAGCAACAGCCCAUAAAACAGAGUAUAGGCAGCGCAGCCAUCGGUGUCUCCUUGCCCACAUUUUUCAGGAAUACCAAUACCAGCACCACAAGCACGAAUGUAUCAUCGCCAUCAUCAUUCAAAACAUCCCUCCCAAUGACCCAACUAUCCACCCUCUUUGAAGAAGAAGCAUACCUCUUCUUUCUGUGUCCAUCAUCAUCUUCAUCCUCAUCGAAGAAAGGAAAAUGGCACGCCUCGAUCCUACUGAAGAAGGGCUGUUCCAAACCGGAUCGGUUAAAAGCGUGGGCGCACGCACUGCUGGCUGUCUGGGUUCUGAAUGGGAAGAAAGACGCGAGUGAUCAUGCGCAGGUACUUGGUGUUGUAUCGCGCACUUUGGCGUUCAUGUCGGAGCAGUCUCGCCUCGAGCGGUAUCUAGCGGCUCUAGCUGCGGCUGGGUGGGAUCUGGAUGUUGCGGCUUUGGAGACAAGUGGUGGGAGGCGGGUUUGUUUUUAG